GCCUUGAGUCACCUAUUCCCUGGGCAGUCGAGAACCGACUGUCAUCAAAUCAUUGCUCCGACCUGACAUUCCUACUUAUUAUCAAUUCCGAAAUGGAGGAGUACAACCGGGAACCGUGUCCCUUUCGCGUCAUCGAGGACUGCGGGGGAGCCUUCGCCAUGGGCGCUGUGUGCGGAGGAGUCUUCCAGGCCAUCAAGGGAUUUCGCAACGCCCCCUCGGGUUUCGGGCACCGCAUUGCCGGAAGUGUGGCUGCAGUGAGGGCCAAAUCGGCCCGCGUGGGUGGCAACUUUGCGGUGUGGGGCGCCACAUUCAGCGCCAUCGAUUGCACUCUGGUAUUUAUCCGUCAGAGGGAGGAUCCAUGGAACUCGAUUAUAAGCGGAGCGGCUACUGGAGGCGUCCUGGCAGCCAGGACAGGCUUGUACUCCAUGAUGAGCAGUGCCUUAGUGGGUGGUAUUAUCUUGGCUCUGAUUGAGGGCGUGGGCAUUGCCGUGGCCAGGUACUCGGCGGACACCUAUCGCCAGAUGUCACCGGUAGAGCGUUAUGAAAUUUUCAAACAACAACAAUUCCAGCUCCAACAAAAUCAGAAGUCAUCAGGAUUCACCUCCUUCUGCAGCGAUUUUCCAGAGGCGAAUCCAUCAUCGAUGUAAAAUUAUAUGCUGCGUCAUCGAUCAGUCGGCUAUCCAUCCGCGAUCCAUGGAUUCGACGAAUGCAUACAAAUUUGAUACCCAGAUUCUUUUGAUUGUUCAACGACAACGCCUCCAAAUCGGCGACUGGCGGCAAUCCGAUUUUAAUUAAAAUUCAUUUGUCGUACAUUGCAAGUUUUAGAAUUGUUAAUAUAUUGUCGUUUUCGUUUCUUGUUUA
This is a messenger RNA of Drosophila bipectinata, 861 nucleotides long. RefSeq names its product Tim17b1 (gene Tim17b1). Lineage: Eukaryota; Metazoa; Arthropoda; Insecta; Diptera; Drosophilidae. The record is from RefSeq and is a predicted model, not a curated record. Gene Ontology annotation, molecular function: transmembrane protein transporter activity. Gene Ontology annotation, biological process: protein import into mitochondrial matrix. Gene Ontology annotation, cellular component: TIM23 mitochondrial import inner membrane translocase complex; mitochondrial inner membrane.